AUACUUAACUGAACAGGACAGUACAAUAAUUCGUUCAAGUCUAGAAGUAAAUGAAGACGAUGCAUAAGCUUUUAAUAUUUGCAUUAUUAGUCGUGGGUAGAGUGACUUGCUUAGAUAAUGGUCUAGCUCUGACACCUCCAAUGGGAUGGAUGAACUGGCAAAGAUAUCGUUGUGAAACUGAUUGUGUUAAGUAUCCAGAUGAAUGUGUUAGCGAGAAACUUUUUAUGACUAUGGCUGACAGAAUGGCUGCCGAUGGUUAUUUAGAAGCCGGAUAUAAUUAUAUUAUUGUUGAUGACUGCUGGAGUGCAAUGGAACGUGAUGAAGAAGAUCGUUUAGUGGGUGAUCCAAUUCGUUUUCCCAGCGGAAUGAAGGCAUUAGCAGAUUAUGUGCACAAUUUAGGCAUUAAAUUUGGUCUAUAUGGAGACUAUGGAACAUAUACAUGUGCUGGUUACCCUGGCAGCCUAAAUCAUUUGGAAUUAGACGCACAAACAUACGCAUCUUGGGGAGUAGAUUAUGUGAAACUUGAUGGAUGUUAUUCGGAUUCGGACACAAUGGAAGCCGGAUAUGCUGAAUAUGGUAGAUAUUUAAACGCCACCGGUCGACCAAUUGUUUUCUCGUGUAGUUGGCCAGCAUAUCAAGAAACCGCCGGAGAACACUCCAAUUAUGAAGCCUUAAAGAAAACUUGUAACUUAUGGAGAAAUUAUGGUGAUAUUCAAGAUUCUUGGUCUGUUGUUCAUGCCAUCACCGCGUGGUUUGUACAACAUCAAGACCGUUUAGCUCCGCACUCAGCCCCAGGGCAUUGGAACGAUCCUGAUAUGUUAAUUAUUGGCAAUUUUGGUCUAAGUCUGGAACAAAGCAGGGCCCAAAUGACAAUAUGGUGUCUAAUGGCAGCGCCAUUAAUUAUGUCCGUUGAUUUGGUCAAUAUUACACCGGCAAUGAAAGAUAUUCUCUUAAACAAGGAAGCGGUGGCAAUUAACCAGGACGCGUUAGGAAUUCAAGGCGAAGUGAUCAUAUAUACGAAUAGUAUUCAAGUAUGGCGUAAACCAAUUAUGUUCCAAGGUAGUGAUAAAGAAACAUCAUACGCCCUUGGUUUUAUUAGUUAUCGCGAUGAUGGGGUUAAAUAUGCAAUGGAGUACACCCUGGAAGAGCUAGGUUUAAAUAAUCCUAAUGGAUAUGACAUACUGGAUGUUUUUACUGGUAUGGAAUGGACUGCUACAAGUAAAAUCAAAGUGCGAGUUCCUCCGAGUGGUGCUGUUUUCUUGAAAGCAACUGUGAGAUGAACAAUACAAUGAGGUGCUAUUAAUCUGUUACUUUAAAAGUUCUUUUAAUACAUUGUUACUAUUUUUUUAUCGUAUACGCAAAAUAAAUAAAAACUAAUCAAACCAG
Molecule: messenger RNA, 1386 nt
Organism: Dalotia coriaria
Lineage: Eukaryota; Metazoa; Arthropoda; Insecta; Coleoptera; Staphylinidae
Product: alpha-N-acetylgalactosaminidase-like
Exons: 6
Coding region: 51-1280 (409 amino acids)
Biological process (GO): glycoside catabolic process; oligosaccharide metabolic process
Cellular component (GO): cytoplasm
Molecular function (GO): alpha-galactosidase activity
Source: RefSeq, a predicted model, not a curated record